UCUCCUGUUCACUUCUGAAUUUUUUUAAAAAUGACUGAAACUCCUCUACUGAAUAUUUCCUCCUCAAACCAGAGUGAAAAUCAGAGCAACUCAACUGUUUGCCCAGACUUGGAAGACUGGUGGGACAUCGUGUACUAUAUAGUACCCAAGUACAUCAACACUGUCUGUGUUAUUGGUAUGCUUGGAAAUGUGUUUGUUCUCUUAAUUUAUUCACUGCACAAAGGCCCCCUGAAGAUAGCUGAAAUCUACCUUAUGAACCUAGCUGUUGCUGAUCUUAUCUUCCUCAUGUGCCUCCCUUUCUGGGCAGAGAACAUCAAUAAAGAGUUCAACUGGCCCUUUGGCACUUUCCUGUGCCGCAGCAUCAGCACCUCCAUCACCUUGAACAUGUACACCAGCAUCUACUUGCUCGUGGCCGUCAGCGUGGAUCGCUAUUUGACUUUUGUCCACACCUUGAACCACAGAGAAAUAUGGAGCAAAACUAUGACCAAAAGGAUCUGCUUGCUCAUCUGGUUCUUUUGCAUCCUUCUGAGCAUCCCAGCUUUCACAUUCCGGACAGUGAAAUACUUUCCCCAGUGGAAUAUUUCAGCGUGCACUUUGGACUUCCCCACCCCAUCGUGGGAAACAGCUGAAAACCUGGUUGGCAAUGUGCUGGGGUUUCUGCUGCCAUCCACAGCAAUCACCUUCCUCAACUUCUCCACCAUUCGGUCCCUACAAAAAACAGCAAGAGAACGAAGAGCGCUCGGAGCAAAGGGUUACAAGUGGCACAAAGGCACAAAGGCAACCAGGCUGAUCUUCACUGUGGUACUGAUGUUUCUCUUCUGCUGGACUCCUCACCAUUUUUUUUUAUUCCUUGAUAUUUUAUACCGUACAGAAGUGAUAAAGGGCUGCUUCUGGGGGGAACUGAUCAACUUUGGGGAGCAGUUUGCUUUUAUGCUGGCUACCACCAACAGCUGCAUUAACCCCGUGAUUUAUGUCUUUGUUGGGAAAUACUUCAGGAAAAAGGCUUUAGAAGUUUUUUCACAGUUUAUUCCCUGUGGCUUUCCUUUGAGAUGGGUAUCUUUCAAAGAAAUGUCUUCAAAUUUCAAAAUGUUUCCAGUCAAGAGUAGUUUAACAUAAUGGUUCUCAGUUCCAUCUUCAUUUUGAUAUUACAACUUAUUUUAUGCCACUGCAAAUGGCAUUAAAAAUUAAUAUGAAAUG
Sturnus vulgaris (Common starling) is the source of this 1197-nucleotide messenger RNA. RefSeq names its product bradykinin receptor B1 (gene BDKRB1). The record is from RefSeq and is a predicted model, not a curated record. Gene Ontology annotation, cellular component: external side of plasma membrane; membrane. Lineage: Eukaryota; Metazoa; Chordata; Aves; Passeriformes; Sturnidae. Gene Ontology annotation, biological process: cell chemotaxis; calcium-mediated signaling; immune response. Gene Ontology annotation, molecular function: bradykinin receptor activity; C-C chemokine binding; C-C chemokine receptor activity.